AAAUAUUAGGGUUAUAACAUUUGAAAUUUGGACAGCAGAACAGGAAUGGUUUGUUAAACCUGUGGUUCCCACUCAGGCUCCGGGUCUUUAUAGAGAAUUCUCAGCAUCAGCAGUAUCUGUCAAUGUUUAAUUUACAAUUCCAUACGUUACUAUUAUUACCAUCCUCAUAUCAGAUGGAGAUAAAACACUGAGAAGUUGUUCAAACCUACCCAGCUAACAAUGGUUAAGACGAAAUGUAAACUCCGCUAGUAUCAGAUUCUGGUUUUGCUCUUUUCCUCCCAAGUUUGGUUCUUGGAUCUGGAAGGGGCCCCUGAAUUAGUGAUUAUAUCUCUGGGUAAAUCCAAAGUCAAGUCAGUUCAGAAACCAACCUGUGAAAUCCACUUACUCUGCACAGAUGGCUAGUGCCUUACCCAAGUCUUAGAAUAAUAGUUCCUAUGGCUGUUCAAGUGACUCAGUGCUCUUCCCUUUGAGUGGUAGUCGACAUGCUUUGGGCAGGCUUCAGUGUUCCUCAGUACAAUGCUGAAGGAACUGGCAAACUAAGAAAUAAUCCCUGUCUCCAAGGCACAGCUGAGGACACACAGGGGAAGCUGGCAAUGAGGUACUUAAAAAACAGCUGCUUACACCUAAACUUGAGCUUUUCCAACGCUAUUGCUGUUUCUAGUUUACAAAGCUCUAUUUUAAUCUCAUUGGCUUUGGCCUGCUAAAGCCUUCUGAGACCAUUCUGAACUUUGACUCUGGUGUCACUAUCUUUCCAACUGGCUCAUCCUGAAAGACGCCAGUUUUGCUGAGACAGAGAAGAUGAAGGGUGUUUUGAGCAGGAGAGUUGCUAUUAUAUCUUUUGGUCCUGUUUGGUAGGGUUAUCUGCUCAGAAGAAACGCAAUCUGCUCGCAAAGUGGACAUAGGUGAGUGAACAAGUCCAGCCACCGAAGAUGACCGUGCUGACAGCAGAUAAUGGAGACUUAAGGAAUGGAGACCGUGAGAAGGGAGUGGGUUCAGUGGGACUAAGUACUUGUAUUUAAGGCCAAACCGGCUGGAGGAAGCCCUCAAAGUUAAUGCACACAAUUCAGAUCUUGAAGUGAGAAAUCCCCAAAAUAGGAGACCAUACAGAAUAAAGGGAAUAUGAAGAGGAGGUAAACUGUUAUUUCUGAACAUAUGGGACUCCAGUUUAAAAUGAAAGCCAAAAUAUACACGGGACAAACCUUCCAAUUUUUUAUCCCCACCCUUACAGAAAAAAAGUUACUAAAUACGUUCUGUUGACUGAGUUAUUGAGGUGUUGUCCAAGACAAACGAAAGGAUAGUGUAAUUUGGGGUACAUAUAUAAAACAACACACAAAUAUCUAAUAGAUGUUGACAAAAAGCUACAGUUCAACAGAAGGGACUAGACACACCGGUGGGGCGUUCCUUUUGAAAGGAACUCCAGCUGUGGACAUGGGACUGCCAGGUCGGCUGAGGAUUUCUGCCCUGAAGGUCCAUUAGAAUCUGCAGUGUUCUAGUUUGCUGAAAACAGGAAGUUAACACCAAACACAUCUUUUGCCCAGAUGAUGGGCUAACAAAAAUCUUUCCUCACUCGUUCAGGGAACUAGAUGGCAGAUCUGAACUGGGAUUUAAAAACAACCGCCUCUAAGUAGGUGUGGGGUAAAUCUACUUUCUCAAGCCUCUCAGCUGUGGCUAUGGGGGGUUUAACCAAACUUACAAUUAAAUAUCACAAACACAAGACGACGGCGGCAGCUGAUUUCCAAUGGGUGAGAUUAUUCAGAUGUAAAAACAAUACUGUUUCAUGCCAUCCCAGGUUGGCAUCGCGAACUCCAACUAUACCCAACAUUGAACCUUACGGAGAUUAAGAGUGAAAAGGAUCUAAAGAGGGAAGGAAGCCUACUUAAGUUUGGAGAAAGUACUCAAGAGGGAGACACACACAUACACGUGGUAUGUGGGCAAGCCGGCGCUUUCGGCAGGGGGAUCCCCAAGGAAGGCCUGCAGGUAGGAAGGGGGUCGGAGAGGCACGCUUCCCUGGAGCCCGCGCUGAUUUGGGGGCCGCCGGCCCAUCUGCCUUUCUCCUCCGGCGGUCGGGGGUAUCGCCCCUGGUUCCACUCCAGGGCCGGGGACACCCGGCUCCGGGGGGUGCUGCGGGCCAUGUCAGCUCCGGGGCUAUGCGCGCAGGAGCCGGGCAGGGGAGAUCGAAGCCCCUCUCGCCCAGCUGCUUCCGGAAGUUUCUUCAGAGGCCAGAGCCCCCAACCUCAGCUCAGCCCCCACGAGAAGUCCGAAGUGGCGGGAAGCCGGGACUUGAGAGGCCGCCCCGACGCGAGGGCGGCGGGAAAACCUGGCGGAGGAUCCGGCGCGUCCGGCGGUGCCCGGCUCGGCGUUCGGGAAGCAGGGGCCAUGGUUUGCAGGUUUGCCUGCAAUGAGAUUUUACUCUCUACACCUAAAGAACGUUCUUUCUGAGCUGCUGUGAAUACAUUUGGAAUGAUACUGUCUUUUUUCAACUAAUGGAGAAUUAGCUGUGUCUUUACAAGGGUUGCUGUACUGGACAACUUCAGAACAUCCCUCAUAAUGUCAUCAAACAGGAGUCAGAAUCCCCAUGGACUGAAGCAGAUUGGUCUUGACCAGAUCUGGGAUGACCUCAGAGCUGGGAUUCAGCAAGUGUACACCAGACAAAGCAUGGCGAAGUCCAGAUACAUGGAGCUCUACACUCAUGUUUAUAACUACUGUACUAGUGUGCAUCAAUCCAACCAAGCCCGGGGAGCUGGAGUCCCUCCUUCCAAGUCAAAAAAGGGGCAGACUCCUGGGGGAGCUCAGUUUGUCGGCUUGGAGUUAUAUAAGCGACUGAAGGAGUUUUUGAAGAAUUACUUGACAAAUCUUCUCAAGGAUGGAGAAGACUUAAUGGAUGAGAGUGUACUGAAGUUCUACACUCAGCAGUGGGAAGAUUACCGAUUCUCCAGCAAAGUGCUGAAUGGAAUCUGUGCCUACCUCAAUAGACAUUGGGUUCGCCGCGAAUGUGAUGAAGGACGGAAAGGAAUAUAUGAAAUCUAUUCACUUGCGUUAGUGACGUGGAGAGAUUGUUUGUUCAGGCCAUUGAAUAAACAGGUAACAAAUGCUGUUUUAAAACUGAUUGAAAAAGAAAGAAAUGGCGAAACCAUCAAUACGAGACUGAUUAGUGGAGUUGUACAAUCUUAUGUGGAAUUGGGACUGAAUGAAGAUGAUGCAUUUGCAAAGGGCCCUACGUUAACAGUGUAUAAAGAAUCCUUUGAAUCCCAAUUUUUGGCUGACACAGAGAGAUUUUAUACCAGAGAAAGUACUGAAUUCUUGCAGCAGAACCCAGUUACUGAAUAUAUGAAAAAGGCUGAGGCUCGUUUGCUGGAGGAGCAGCGGAGAGUGCAGGUUUACCUCCAUGAAAGCACACAAGACGAACUAGCACGCAAGUGUGAGCAGGUCCUCAUCGAAAAACACUUGGAAAUUUUCCACACAGAGUUUCAGAAUUUGUUGGAUGCUGACAAGAAUGAAGAUUUGGGCCGCAUGUAUAAUCUUGUAUCUAGAAUUCAGGAUGGCCUAGGAGAAUUGAAAAAACUCCUAGAAACACAUAUUCAUAAUCAGGGUCUUGCAGCGAUUGAGAAGUGUGGAGAAGCUGCUUUAAAUGACCCCAAGAUGUAUGUGCAGACAGUUCUGGAUGUUCAUAAAAAGUACAAUGCCCUAGUGAUGUCAGCAUUCAACAAUGACGCUGGCUUUGUGGCUGCACUUGAUAAGGCUUGCGGUCGCUUCAUAAACAACAAUGCAGUUACCAAAAUGGCCCAGUCAUCCAGUAAAUCCCCGGAGCUGCUCGCUCGGUACUGUGACUCCUUGUUGAAGAAAAGUUCCAAGAACCCGGAAGAAGCGGAACUGGAAGACACCCUCAAUCAAGUGAUGGUGGUCUUCAAGUACAUCGAGGACAAAGAUGUGUUCCAGAAGUUCUAUGCAAAGAUGCUUGCCAAGAGACUGGUGCAUCAGAACAGUGCUAGUGACGAUGCCGAAGCAAGCAUGAUCUCCAAGUUGAAGCAAGCUUGUGGUUUUGAGUACACCUCCAAACUUCAACGAAUGUUUCAAGACAUUGGUGUAAGCAAAGACCUGAAUGAACAGUUCAAAAAGCACCUAACGAAUUCAGAACCCCUGGACUUGGACUUCAGCAUCCAGGUCCUCAGUUCCGGGUCGUGGCCCUUCCAGCAGUCUUGCACGUUUGCCUUGCCGUCAGAGUUGGAGCGCAGUUACCAGCGGUUCACAGCUUUCUACGCCAGCCGUCACAGUGGCAGAAAACUGACGUGGUUGUAUCAACUGUCCAAAGGGGAACUAGUCACUAAUUGCUUCAAAAACAGAUAUACUUUGCAGGCCUCCACAUUCCAGAUGGCGAUCCUGCUUCAGUACAACACGGAAGAUGCCUACACUGUGCAGCAGCUGACGGACAGCACUCAGAUUAAGAUGGACAUUUUGGCACAAGUCCUACAGAUUUUACUGAAGUCAAAGUUGCUGGUCUUGGAAGAUGAAAAUGCAAAUGUUGAUGAGGUGGAAUUGAAGCCAGACACCCUAAUAAAGUUAUAUCUUGGUUAUAAAAAUAAGAAAUUAAGGGUUAACAUCAACGUACCAAUGAAAACUGAACAGAAGCAGGAGCAAGAAACCACACACAAAAAUAUAGAGGAAGACCGCAAACUACUGAUUCAGGCAGCCAUCGUGAGAAUCAUGAAAAUGAGGAAGGUCCUGAAACACCAGCAGUUACUUGGUGAAGUCCUCACUCAGCUGUCUUCCAGGUUCAAACCUCGGGUCCCAGUGAUCAAGAAAUGCAUUGAUAUUCUCAUCGAGAAAGAAUAUUUGGAACGAGUUGAUGGUGAGAAGGAUACCUACAGUUACUUGGCCUAACCCUUCUAAAAGGGUCUGUGACCCACAGCAUAGUCCACUGAAUAGAAUGGAAGCAGCUCACGUUCAUAGCAGCCAGCCUGCCGCCAUUUGGACCUCCCUUUUUAAAGCUGAGACCACAGUUCCCACCAGCUGGUCUCAGGCUACAGCCGGACUGCUCAGGACUGACACAUUUCAGUCAGUAAACAGACGCCAAUGCCAUUUACCCUAACUUAUGGACAGAGGGGAACCGAACCUUCCAUGCUGAGGCUGCAUGCUACUGCACUUAAAUCAAUACAUUGGCCCCUGGUUAACAGCUGUCUUCUGAGGCAGCACUUGAGAGCGAGUCUGAAUGGACCCAUGUGUAAUCUGCUAUGAAAACCAUUUGUAUAGUGUGUUUCAUUUUUUUAAUGUGUGAAAAUAAAGAAAAUUAAAGGAUUUCUGUACAAGUUGCAUUUGGUUUUGUUUUAAGUUUUACCAAUUUCUAUAUGUAAAUAAAAGAUUUAAUGAUUGUGCAAGUGUA
This is a messenger RNA of Peromyscus californicus insignis, 5377 nucleotides long. RefSeq names its product cullin 1 (gene Cul1). The record is from RefSeq and is a predicted model, not a curated record. Gene Ontology annotation, biological process: SCF-dependent proteasomal ubiquitin-dependent protein catabolic process; protein ubiquitination. Gene Ontology annotation, cellular component: SCF ubiquitin ligase complex. Lineage: Eukaryota; Metazoa; Chordata; Mammalia; Rodentia; Cricetidae. The transcript has 22 exons. The coding region runs from base 2548 to 4878 and encodes 776 amino acids. Gene Ontology annotation, molecular function: ubiquitin protein ligase binding.